AUGUGUACGUUCAUAAAUGUGUAUAUUUUAUAUACGCGUCUCAACUUCAAUGUAAUUACCAAUGACGAGAGUAAAAUAGAAGGGAGAGACAACAACAGUAGAAAACCUAAGCAAGGAAACAGUAGCAGAGUAAACAAAUUAUCGAAAAAAGAAAGAGCUAGGGAGGGAAGCAAGACAAAAUCAGGGGAGGUCAAGCGUUGA
Messenger RNA from Trypanosoma brucei brucei TREU927, 201 nucleotides. RefSeq lists its product as hypothetical. The transcript has a single exon. Bases 1 to 201 code for a protein of 66 amino acids. NCBI's taxonomy places the organism in Eukaryota, Euglenozoa, Kinetoplastea, Trypanosomatida, Trypanosomatidae. The record is from RefSeq and is a predicted model, not a curated record.